Prunus armeniaca (apricot) is the source of this 435-nucleotide messenger RNA. The record is from the annotation of a GenBank genome assembly. NCBI's taxonomy places the organism in Eukaryota, Viridiplantae, Streptophyta, Magnoliopsida, Rosales, Rosaceae.
AUGGGAGGAAAUUUUUCCACAAAAUCUGAUGUCUACAGUUAUGGAGUGUUAAUGCUUGAAAUUAUAAGUGGGAGGAAAAACAACAGCUUCUACAAUGAAGAUCGUGUGCUCAACUUAGUAGGACAUGCAUGGGAGUUAUGGAAAGAAGACAGAGGGGUAGAAAUAAUGGAUCCAACACUAGUUGAAACAUGUAUUAGUCAUCAAUUGUUAAGAUGCCUCCAAGUCGGUCUACUAUGCGUGGAGGAAAAUGCAGCCGUUCGCCCUGCCAUGUCAGAUGUUAUAUCUAUGUUGACAAAUGAAAGCAUGCAGUUACCUCUACCAACAAAGCCAGCAUUUUACACAGAAAGAAAUCCAGCCACUACGGGUAUAGAUAGAAGGGGACCGCCAAUUAUAUCAAUAAAUGAUUUGUCCAAUACAGAUUUGGAAGGACGUUGA